Harpegnathos saltator (Jerdon's jumping ant) is the source of this 2033-nucleotide messenger RNA. RefSeq names its product F-actin-capping protein subunit beta (gene cpb). NCBI's taxonomy places the organism in Eukaryota, Metazoa, Arthropoda, Insecta, Hymenoptera, Formicidae. The record is from RefSeq and is a predicted model, not a curated record. Gene Ontology annotation, biological process: cell morphogenesis; barbed-end actin filament capping; negative regulation of filopodium assembly. Bases 241 to 1062 code for a protein of 273 amino acids. Gene Ontology annotation, molecular function: actin filament binding. The transcript has 4 exons. Gene Ontology annotation, cellular component: cytoplasm; F-actin capping protein complex.
AAUUUGGCUAUAUUGCGACGCGGACAGUUAACCUCGCUCUUCUUGGAGGCAUAGCCAGCGAUGAGCCAAUCGCCACUCGCACCACGACACACCCUUUAAAUGCCCGUUUCGCUUAUUUUCGUGAAAAUCCCAGUAAGGUAGUGGCUAUUAAACGCGUCUCUCGUUUAUUUUCACAUUGUCAACAUCGGCUAAUAAGGUUUUCAUGUUUGUCGGCCUAUAACCAAUUCACAUCGGAGCACUAUGACAGAACAGCAGAUGGAUUGUGCACUGGAUCUGAUGCGGAGAUUGCCACCGCAACAAAUUGAGAAGAACCUCAGUGAUUUGAUUGACUUGGUUCCUUCCCUGUGCGAGGAUUUAUUAUCUUCAGUAGACCAACCAUUAAAAAUUGCCAAGGAUAAGGAAUCCGGCAAGGAUUAUCUUCUUUGCGACUAUAAUAGAGAUGGAGAUUCAUACAGGUCUCCCUGGAGCAACACUUAUGAUCCACCAUUAGAAGAUGGCUCGAUGCCUUCUGAGCGAUUGAGAAAACUUGAGAUAGAUGCCAACCAUGCCUUUGAUCAAUACCGAGAGCUCUAUUUUGAAGGUGGAGUCUCCUCGGUAUAUUUAUGGGAUUUAGAUCAUGGUUUUGCAGCGGUCAUUCUAAUUAAAAAAGCUGGUGAUGGUUCCAAGAAGAUCAAAGGCUGUUGGGAUUCAAUACAUGUUGUGGAGGUGCAGGAAAAGUCUACUGGUCGUACAGCUCAUUAUAAACUCACAUCGACAGCUAUGUUGUGGUUGCAGACUAACAAACACGGUUCUGGCACAAUGAAUUUAGGUGGUAGUCUAACACGCCAGGUGGAACAAGAUGCUCAGAUCAGUGAGACGUCCCCACAUAUUGCUAACAUCGGUAGAAUGGUUGAAGAUAUGGAAAAUAAGAUUCGCAACACGCUGAAUGAGAUUUACUUUGGCAAGACGAAAGAUAUCGUGAACGGAUUGCGAUCAGUGCAGUCAUUGGCCGAUCAGAGACAGCAGGCUGCACUUAGACAGGAUCUCGCGGCUGCAUUGCAAAGGCGAAACGCCAAUAAUUGAUCUUGCGAUCAGCAACACCAGCAACAAGAGAGCUUCGAUUAUGAUUGCGAAUAGACUUCAUGGUAUUUUUGGAUCCUCCUCAACCUUGCUUGGGAUCUUUGUAUUUUCACAGACAUCUUUAUAUUCUUGAAAUCUGUGGAAUCUUUGGAUUCUCUUGGAGAUCCUGGAUUUUUUGCGGCGACUUUUUUCGAGAACCCCUUUCCCAGGAAGGCUUCAAGAUCUUCUCGGGUUUUUGAGAAUCUUAAAUGCUGCCAUCUGGGUCUUAAGGCCGGAUUGCAUCCACAGAACUUGCGAAUUCUUGGAAUUAUUGUGGUCGAUCUUCACGAAUGAAACGUGACACUUAUUACUUCCUGCGCUUUGUUGCCCAGAAAUAUGAAUAAUACAGACGCGUUGAUUAAACCUAAACAGUAUGAAAUAUUCUUUUUUGUUUAAUUUCGAAUGAAAUAGAGUUUAUUGUAAAUAUGUGGGAAAGGUGCAACGCGUUUUAGAAUGAUAAAUUAAAUAAAAAAAAAGGUGUAAAGUGCAAAAGUGAGUUGUAAUAUUGUAGUCUAACGUUUAUUACGUGAGGAUACCUUAAAGAGCACAUCUAGCAAUUAAUCCUCUUUCAGUUUAUAUUAAAUGUAACAAUUAUGGAAAACAAUUAUGAUAAUCUAUAACUUUUCGUAAUUUGACGGAAAUUACGAAUUAUUUUGGGAAAUAUUAAUAUUCCUCUUAUACUGUUUAGGAUUAAAUUUGAAAGCGCGCAAUUAAGCGCCGAAAUGUAAAAUUGUAAAACGGAUAACGCAUCGCAAUUGUUGUAAUGAGAAAUUUACACUUCAUAUAAAUGUGAGAACUUUAAAAGUUUCGUGUAUACGAAAAUUCUCAUCAUUUAUAUCAACAUCCGUUAAAUAUAUGAAAUCGAUAUAACUUUUGCGGUAAACUAUUGAGAUUUUGUGAAGUAACGCAUUUAAUUAAAGAACAACCUGUUUAUA